UAUCAGUUAAAAAAAUUGCACUAUUGUGAACUGAAUUGCAUGAAUUGUAAACUGUAUUGGUAUAAAUUUCAAACUUCCCGCCCAUCCGGCCAUAUUUUAUUUAAAAUUUAUAAUUAAGAAGAAAAAGGAAAAGAAAAUGAAAUGAAAUAAAACCAUUCCACACGAUAGUUCCGCACAGUUAACACGCGUUUUAUUUAAUCCGUACUUUUUCGCUUGGUUUAAAAUUCUUUAAUUUCCGAAGUUAUUUAACAGCUCAAGUAAGAGCUAAUUAACAAAAAAGCUUGUUAAAUUUUCAUGGCGCCCGAGCAGGGACAAAUUUAAACUAAUAGUUUGUUCCAAUUUUAAUAAGAUUCGCGCAGUGUUCAAUCUAUACAUAUAUCGCACAUAUAUGUACAUUAAAAAUACAUACAUUCUCGCGUGUGAAUUUUAUUAAAAAACAAUUAAAAAUUUAAAUUUAAAACAAAAAAAAAAUAUAUCAAAUCGGUGGAAUCAUAAAUUCGUGCGUGAGUGCAAAAUUGUGUACAAAAAACCACCCCCAUAAGGAUUCAUUGCUGCAAAUAUCGCCUGCAGAGAACAACAACACCAAAAGGAGCUCCAAAGUCACCCCAAUGUCAGAGGACAAAAGCCCAAGGGAAGUCGACACAGAAACUGAGGUUUAUCUGUCGCCGAGGACUUCCGAAGACGAUCUACUGCGACAACGGGACGAACUUUGUCGGAGCUCAGACGAUCUUGAGGGAAAUUCAAGAGGAGAUAGAGCGAGGAGCAAAAGCUGUUCGACGGUACGCAGCAGAGGAAGGCUUCAACUUCGCCUUGAUACCGCCCAGGGCACCGCAUUUCGGAGGUCUAUGGGAAGCGGCGGUGAAAGCGGCGAAAACGCUGUUACAGCGUACCGUGGGCAACGCACUUCUCACAACAGAAGAGAAGCCCUCACCCCAGCGCAUCUACUAAUCGGCAGCAGCUUACGAUCGCUGCCCCCAGAACCAGUUCCGGAACGGCAAACGGGCUGCUUGAAAAGAUGGCAGCUUCUAUGCUGGCUCAAGCAGCAGUUCUGGCUGAAGUGGUCCAAGGAGUAUCUGCUUGGCCUACAAGCGCGAUCCAAGUGGGUACAGGAGCAGCCCAAUCUCGUCGUCGGCAAACUAGUUCUUAUCCACGAGGACAACUCGCCUCCUCAGCGGUGGAAAACAGGACGAGUUAUAGGGGUCGUCGAAGGGCAGGACGGCAAGGUCAGGGUCGCCGACGUCAAAACAUCAAGUGGUGUACUCAGACGCCCAAUCGUCAAACUGGCCCCACUUCCCGAUGAAGAAUAUUGAAGCCUGCAGCCUUUCAACGUGGCCGGUGUUUCGUUAGUAAAAAAAAAUUUAUAAAAUGAAUUUUAAAUCAUAAAUAUUGAAUUUAACUUAAAAGUAAAAUACAUUUAUAUCAGUUAAAAAAAUUGCACUAUUGUGAACUGAAUUGCAUGAAUUGUAAACUGUAUUGGUAUAAAUUUCAAACUUCCCGCUCAUCCGGC
This is a messenger RNA of Eupeodes corollae, 1507 nucleotides long. RefSeq lists its product as uncharacterized. The coding region runs from base 609 to 1310 and encodes 233 amino acids. The record is from RefSeq and is a predicted model, not a curated record. The transcript has 2 exons. Lineage: Eukaryota; Metazoa; Arthropoda; Insecta; Diptera; Syrphidae.